Alligator sinensis (Chinese alligator) is the source of this 4358-nucleotide messenger RNA. RefSeq names its product sphingomyelin phosphodiesterase 3 (gene SMPD3). Gene Ontology annotation, molecular function: sphingomyelin phosphodiesterase activity. The record is from RefSeq and is a predicted model, not a curated record. Gene Ontology annotation, biological process: sphingomyelin metabolic process. NCBI's taxonomy places the organism in Eukaryota, Metazoa, Chordata, Crocodylia, Alligatoridae. Gene Ontology annotation, cellular component: cytoplasm; extracellular region. The transcript has 9 exons. Bases 535 to 2532 code for a protein of 665 amino acids.
GGCAAGUAACUGCAACUCUGAAAUGGUCAGUGGAAACCAGUAACUGCAACUCUAAAAUGUUCAUGUGCAAUCCAUACCCUGUUACAUGCAUCUUCCUCUUCAACUAUGUGCAUUUUUGCAGAUGGUAGCAGACCUCUUUUGUGGAGCAUUUGAUGUGGGAUUACCACCUGUCAUGCCUGGCUCAGUGACAGGGCUUCUUGAUUAUAUCCAUUUAAAACAAAAAUCCCUCUGACUUUGUCUGCAACCAGAAGGUUUUCCUUCUGCGUCCAUCAGAAAUUCAUUAUGGCAGCCUGCUGUGAGCAAUGACAUUUUCUGAAGAAUAUAGAUGCCAAAAAGCCAGACAGAAACAGUGGCCUUGUUUUCCUCUUACUCCAACCUAUUGAAAUGGCACUCUUAAGCUGAUACUGUUGACUAUUGUUAGCAAGACAAACUCUUGGCUGGACUUUUUUUUCAUGAUCCCUACCCCAAUGUUUUGAUGAAUGGUUGACCGUGACAUCAUGUAGUAGGCCCUGAAGUGUUGUCAUAACAGUUGCAAUGGUUUUAUACACUUCCCCAUUUCCCAACAGCUUUCUGUCAGGUCUGCAUUCCUUUUCUUGGGGCCUGAUUUUCCCAUGUUAUUGGUUUGCAGACAGGCUUGUAGCCUCUUUUGUUCCAACCAGCUAUGAAAAACGUCAAAGGUCAGAUGACCCCUGCUACUUUCAUGCACUCUGUAUCAUCAUCACUACUCCCAUCUACCUGGCACUCCUGGUGGCAUCUCUUCCUUUUGCCCUGAUUGGUUUCUUCUUAUGGUCACCUCUCCAGUCAGCCAGAAGGCCAUAUAUUUACUCUAGGCUAGAAGACAAGAGCCAGGUCAAUGGAGCUACACUACUCACUGAAUGGAAAGCUACCAGCAAUGGGAAAAGUUUCUGCUUUGGCAGUGCCAAUGUUUGCCUGCUACCAGACUCCCUGGCAAGGUUUAAUAAUGUUUUUAAUACACAGGCACGGGCUAAAGAAAUUGGACGAAGGAUACGAAAUGGGGCAAGCAGACCACAGAUCAAAAUAUAUAUAGAUUCUCCUACUAACACAUCCAUCAGUGCAGCAAGUUUUAGCAGUUUGGUCUCUCCCCAAAGUGGAGAUGGCACUAACCGUGCAGUUAAUGUAGGCAUCAAAAGGACAACAUCUAUGGAAUAUAAAGGAGACAAUUCUGGUUCAAACAACAGUGAAGAUGGCAGAGAUGCUAAAAGUGGAGCAGGAGAACCAAAUGAAGGAGAGGACAAUAACACAUGUAUAGUACGCAUAAGUGGAGAGGAUAAUGGUCACAUUUCAGACCCAGAUGUGGAUACUGUUAUUAGCCAGCCAAAUAACAGUGGGCCUGCAGACCACACAUCAGAGGGUGACUCAGAGAGCCCAAAGGGUCAAGCACCCAACCAUAAACAAAAAGAUGGAGAUUCUGGGAGUUUAGACAGCUACACUGCCUCACGAGAGUCCCUAGUUAAGGUUCGCAUUGGAGAUGGCACAGUGGACCAAAGCAGCAUUAAUAACAAGCUUCUUUACAAAGCCUCAAUCAUGAAGAAGACUUCUGUGAGGAAAAAGAAGCAUAUGGAUGAGGCCUUUGACCAUGAGAUCUCUGCUUUCUUCCCUGCCAACUUGGACUUCCUGUGCUUGCAGGAAGUAUUUGACAAAAGAGCAGCAGAGAAAUUGAAAGAGCAGCUCCAUCACUAUUUUGAAUACAUUCUGUAUGAUGUUGGGGUCUACAGUUGCCAUGGCUGCUGUAGCUUUAAGUUUGUAAACAGUGGCUUGCUUUUUGCCAGCCGCUAUCCAAUUAUGGAUGCUACCUAUCACUGUUACCCCAAUGGAAAAGGAACAGACUCCUUGGCUUCUAAGGGAGCUUUGUUUCUCAAGGUGCAAGUGGGAAGUACACCUCAGGACCAAAGAAUUGUAGGAUAUAUUUCCUGCACUCACUUGCAAGCUCUGGCAGGAGACACUACUGUUCGAUGUGAGCAACUGGAUCUGCUUCAAGAUUGGCUGGCUGACUUCCGAAAAUCUACCUCCUCCUCCAGCACAGCCAAUCCAGAGGAGCUGGUAGCUUUUGAUGUGAUCUGUGGGGAUCUGAACUUUGACAACUGUUCAUCUGAGGACAAGUUGGAGCAGCAGCAUUCCCUGUUUACACGGUACAAGGACCCAUGCAGACUUGGUCCUGGGGAGGAAAAACCAUGGGCAAUUGGUACCUUGCUAGAUCCUGAAGGAUUAUAUGAUGAUGAAGUGUGCACUCCAGAUAAUCUACAGAAGGUGCUGGAAAAUGAAGAAGGGAGAAAAGGGUACCUAGUCUAUCCCACCAGCAAGAACCAUAGUUCAAGUCAAAAGGGGAGGAAGUCAUCGCUAAAAGGCAAUGGGAGGAGGAUUGACUACAUGCUUUACACAGAAGAGGGUCUCUAUCUGGAAUGGAAAGUGGAAGUGGAAGAGUUCAGCUUUAUUACCCAGUUAGCAGGUUUGACAGACCAUCUGCCUGUUGCCAUGCGUCUGGUGGUAUCUACGGGGGAAGAUGAUCCUUAAAACUGACCAGCUUAGAAGAUCAGAAGCAGAAAGUUUCAGCUUGUGACAUAUAGAAGAAGAUGGGAAAGAAUUUUGCUGGUGCCACAUUAAGAAAAAUUACCGGACCUGACCCACACUAUCCCCAACUCCAUCUCCUUUCAAGUUCCUCCCCAAAAUGUACCAACAUUUGGGGACAUAAAGAGGGAAGAAAUAUGUGGGUUUGGACCAGUAACAAACCACUAUCACAAGUUGCUCAGGCAACAGGGCAGGCCUUUAUCUCAAUACUUUCACUGUGGACCGAAAGGAACCAAGAUGGAAGUCCCAAUUCCUUUUGAACCAGUGCCAUUCUUACUAAAAUACAUUUUUAUACUAAUAUAUAGCACAAAUUAGUUUGUAAUUGGUCUGUGAGUUAGUGCUGCCCAAUGGUUUUUGCAUAAUUUCUUUGUAUAACUAAGAAACUAAGGCUUUUUUCUUUUCUUUUCUUUUUUUAGCCUAUUAAUGUUGUAGUAGCAUGCCUGCAUCAGUAGCAUGCGCUCGCAUUGCAUGCCACUUUGAGACAAAAUAGUCAUUAAGAUACCAUGGGGGAAAAUAAAAAUAGAAAUGGGAAUUCAAAGUCAGAAACUAGCCAAAGAAAAGUAUUCUGGGACUGGCUAGCCAUUUUUCAAUUAGCUUGGUGGGUUUUAAAACUAAAAUCUAUGUUCAGUUUGCAGAUCAAGAUUUUUCUUUCAGAGCCCUCGGUUUAAGGAUGAGACUGAAAAUUGAGAAAUUAAACUCUCAAAAUUCACUUUUACUGUUAUUUAUCUACCUUUAUUUUCCUUUCCCACAUCUAAAGCCGUUCCAUUUCCAGUACAAGGAAACAGAGCAUGUUAUGAUAAUGUAAAUAGAUUCAUGUGAUACUGCUGGUAACACUGGAGCCAAUGGUCUGCCUUUGCUGGAAAGAGUUAAGAAAUGGCUUGUAAAAUGCAUGCUAGAUAUUGGGUUAAACAUAAACAGAGAAAGCGAUGUUUUCAGGAAACGGAGUGGAGUGAGAGAGAUAAAGACAGUGUAAGAUAUAGUAGUUCCUUUGAAAAUCAAUUUCGAGAGAAACAGAAAAUGGUAGUUGGCAGCAGAAUAAUGAGAAUGGAACUGUGAAUCCCAAUCUAAAAGACCUCUCUUCUGAACUGAAGGUAAUUUUUCAUGUGUUAGAGGUGACCCCGCAUUGUUUAUACACUAAUGGACUUCAUAGGAGUCUUGACCAUUUGAUUUUUUUCCCCACCAUGUAGAUGCAUCAGGCUUCUCUUAGCAUUGAUUCUCUUUACCUUUCUGUCCCCAAGACCUUCUCGCCUACCCUAUCCCUUCUUACCUCUCUGACCCUGAAUUAUUAAAUGAAAAAUUAGGGGUGAGAUUAUUAACUGGGGCUUCCCCCCCCCCCCCCCCUUGUUCAUUUAAGGAUUUAAAAUGAGACAAGAGCAAGGGCACACAUGGCAGCAGAGGGGGACACUGCUCUGAAGAAAAGUGAUUUGUUCCAUCAAAACUGGUGGGAGAUACUGCUGGGCCCACAACAUCAGCUAUAUAUCCUUUACUUAUUAAUCCAACUCAGUACUUAUCUUUUCCUUCAGUCUAACCCUAUGUUAUGUUAUGUUUCUUUUUUUAAAGAAAACAGAAGACUAGGUAAAUUUAAACUUUAGCUAUACACACACACUUGUUUCUGUUUAAAUAUUUCAGUUAAACUACCACAGACUCCUGUGUGGAUGCUUAUUCUGGUUGAGCAUAAACCUGUUGCGAAUAGGCUGAAACAAAGCCAAAAUAGCAACACGGGUUUAAAUAGCAACUAAGGUCAUGUGUAGACAAAAUGAGGAGCGCGUGUA